CCCCUCGCCCUCGCCCGCUGUGCCGGGAAAUCCACCGCGCGCUACACGCUCCGCUCAGUCCGAGUUUGUCGCCGUUGCGCAGUGCCGUGUUAUAGUCGCGCGCCUCGCUAAGCUCGCGUACCUUACGCCGAUAUUCUCGCAGCGCUCUGCGCCGGAUCGCUCGCGUUCCCCUUUGAUUUCGUGCCGUCCCCUGAUGUCGGUAGGUGCGGGCGGCGGCAUGCUGCCCGCGCUGGCGCUGUUGCUGCUGCUGGCGGCGCCGGCCACCGCGCGCCGGCAUGCGCCCGACUUGCGCGAGGAUGAACCCGCUCGUCGUACCACACGUCCCGCCGAAUGUCAGUUCGGUAAGCAAGCCAAGGAGCUGGGCUCGACGUGGUUCGCGGAUCUCGGCCCUCCCUUCGGGGUAAUGUACUGCAUCAAAUGUGAGUGUAUUUCGGUUCAAAAGAAACGUCGUGUGGUGGCCAAAGUACACUGUCGGAACAUCAAGAACGAGUGUCCGGAGCCGUCAUGCGACACUCCGGUGCUGCUGCCGGGGAGAUGCUGCAAAACUUGUCCGGGAGAUGUAGAUUCGCCCGAUAUCGUGCAGGAGGACAGUCCGACCGUCGUCAUUACUGGCGGCGAGGAGGAGGAGCUUAGUAUGAAACAUUUCGGAGCGUUAUUAACAGGACGAUCCCCACUGUGUAUACGUCGUGAUGAUAUGACAGGAGUGGCAGUCGCCCCCGGAGUGGCCACCGCUCGGUUCACUUUUAGACGUCGCCAUCUGUUCUGGUCCGUACUUCUGGGGCCAUCUAUUGUGACGCAACCUCGCUCGCUAGCCUUCCUCGAUAGAGGAGGAAGAAUGCUACUCGAACAUCCAUUGAAAAGAUCACCCGGUAUUCAUGCGACUUACGAAGAAAAAACUGAUAAGCUGUGCGGCGUAUGGCGCCGGGUGCCACGGGAGUACAAGCGGUUGCUAAGAGAUGGGUCUCUAUACGUGGCCUUGAUCUGGGGCGACGAGCGGAAUAACUCCAUGGACAAGGCUUUAAGUGGACGAAUUAAUAGAUAUCCAGCACUAUCAACUGAGAUGUUCACAACACUACUAGAGCCGGAACAUCCUCCGGCGUCUAUUGGUAACGGCGCAUGUGACGACUACCGCACCCUGGGACAGGAGGGCGGUUGGUGGGGUGGUACAGCAAUUGUGACAGGAGCCGCCGGAGCAGCGCCCAGUUUGCAUCUGGCUAUCAUCUACAAUGGCAUAUUCACUCUUAGUGCCAGAGAUCAGUCGGUUAGAGUCCUACUGACUCUACCUGAACGAAACCAGACUAUUAUCGACGAGAUUCAAAAAGUUCCCAAGCCGGGUUACGAAAUGAACAUAUUAGAAGUAUCAACGCCAGUCUCGGCCGCAGAACUCAGGUCGUUGUCUCGUGGGAGACUACUGCUGGCGGUGCAGGAGGUAGGCACGGUGGAGCGGCGCAUAGUGGGUGCAGUGCGACAAAAGGCGGCCUGCGAGGUUUACCACGCCUGUCUGGUCGCCGAGAGGGCCCCAGCGUCACCUGCUCCAGAGGGCCUUGCUUUGAUAUAUAUCGACAAAGAAGGGUCCCUAGUAUAUGACAUACAGGUUGACAAUUUGGGGAUAUCAGAUCCUAAAAUAACUCUAGUCGAGGAGCAAGGCAAGCGACACUCGCAGGUGGAGAUCCUAGACACGCGUGUGGGCGUGCUGGCGCGACCUAGCGCACGCAUUUUCCCGCCGCUCUACGAGGACCAACUCGCUGUGCAUAUCGGCGCUGACGCAGGACCACCAAUCCUCCGCGGGCGGCUGCUGUCUCGCUCGCUGCCGGACGCAGCAGGAUUGGGGCCGGCGCUGCUGCGUCGGACUGACGCUCGCACGCCCACCACGCUAACCCCUAUGGCAGGCCUCGCCUGGCUCUCCGUCGACUCACUUUGCGGUAUACAGUAUGAGGUGGUAGUGACCGGGGCGACCGGUGCUUGGUCAUCGUGGCUGGAGACGCACAGCGGUAGUGCGCGUGCGCUGGGCGGGGCGGAGGGCUGCGUGCUGGAGCCCGCGCCCGCCGAGCUGGCAGCAUUGCAGGCUGGUACCGCGCAUCUCAACGUACGCGCGGCCGACAACGUCACACAGCUACUGCGCACGCGCGUACCACAGAUAAGCGUGCCGCCAUCUUGUCUGCCGACGGUGCCGUGGACGUCAGACAACGAGCUGGGCGCGGGCUACUCGCCAACGCACGUGGAAGCUCCACCACCUGAUAAUUCAUUGACCAAUACUGCAUCUUGCUACUACGCCGGACGAUUCUAUGAAGAUGGCGCGCAGUGGAUGUCGACUGAGUCGUGCCAAAUGUGCGGAUGCGUGCACGGCGUGCUGCGUUGCGAUGCAGUACGUUGCCCGCGCGUAACUUGUGCCACGCCCACCAUACAACCGCCCGGACAGUGCUGCCCCAUCUGUACCAAUUCUACAACAGCGGUGUGGAACGAGUCACAUGGAUGCCACCUAGCAGGUCAGUACCACGCGCCAGGCUCCUCAUGGCAUCCGUACCUGGUGCCGGACGGAUACGACCUGUGCGCCGUGUGUACCUGUGAUUUCGCAACGCGCCAGGUGCGCUGCCCUCGCGUACGCUGCCCACCCCUCCGCUGUGCCGAGAAGGAUGCCUACAGACCCGACAAGAAAGCAUGCUGCAGAGUCUGCCCAGAGGAAAAAAUUAAAAAAGUGGAGGAAGAGACGCCGAAAGACCAGGGAGCGCCGCGGACUGCAGAAGAGAUCCUGGCAGAGGGCGGGUGCAAGUUCCCUGAUGGACCUCUGCCAAACGGCAAGGAGGUGCACCCCUCCAUACAUUCGCACGGCGAGCAGAGAUGUGUCACCUGCCGCUGCAAGGACGGCGAGGUGACGUGCGUGCGUAAACGUUGCGGGCGUGCUGCGUGUGCGCGGCGUCGGCGCGGUGACUCGUGCUGCGCGUGCGCGCGUCACCGCCGACAGCGCGCCCCUCGCCCCGCGCCGAGCUGAGCGCCGCGCGACUACACUAACUAAAAGCAGUAGCAACUCGCUUGCGUUUCACUUCGUAAGACACUUUUGUUCACUUAGUAAGUAAUCUCUUGGAGACACAAUCUACGUAAUAACAGCGGUAACAGUACUCGUUUGAGUCUUUUAAUGAACUUUAUACAGAGCCGUGCUUUAUGUACUACAUCUUUCCUUCAAGAUGCAAACUCUUAAGACACAGUAAAGAGUUCAGUAGAGUUAACUAACCAGUGUUGGAAGGAAGUUGGUAAAAUAACAAUUGUACAAAUAAAUGAAGCUAAGAAAUUUCUUCUUACUUAGUUUCUUUUCAUCAACCUUCCAUUUUUUUGACCAACGACUCCGUAGAUCGGAAACUUUUUAAUUUUUUUAACGAUUUCAAACAGAUUAUACAUCCUAAUUUAAUAAGGUACUUUACCUUGUUUCAAGGCUGUAUUUUAGAAUUGUUUGUUGUACUAUAUAUGACAUCUAAUCUAAAUCAAGAUAACAAUCACUAAGAAUGAUUAAAAUAGCGAUUAUGACGAGGAAUAUCCCUUAAAUAAAACAAAAGUUGCGAAUUGGUUGUUUGCGCUGCUAGUAGUUAAUGUGGAACUACUGCUUUUAGUUACUCUGUGUCCUAGGCUAAGUGAGUGAACGCUUCGCUCUAUAGACUGAUAUAUUUUUAUGUAUCUUGCGAUUGGAAUGUAUAAGGGAGGGGUGCGCGGGCGCGGCGCGGCUCGACGCGGCUUCCGACACAAUUCUAAGACGUUAAAUAUUUUGUUUCCCACCGGUAUUUUAAUUGGUAUUAUGAAAACGUCAAGAAAUUUUGAUAGGCGCAUUAGACGGAGCCGAGGCGAGACGCGCGGGUGCGCGGCCCAAUCGCGUCGUCAGCAUGACGCGUGUUUGUGGGUAGACGUUAAAGAUGUGCCAUAUUUUCUUAAUGUAAAUAAAUAAAUUAUUACAUGUAAACUAUUCUUAUUAUGUGGAUAUUUAUUGACGAUUCUAUUGUAUAUUGUUAUCGAAUUGGAUAUUUAGUUACGAAAUCAUCACAAAAUUGUAAAUCUAUUAAGUAAUUGUUUUGUGCAUUUGCUUGUAGUUUCUUGUAUAUCAUUAUUUAAACUUCAUGUAAAUGUACACUUAAGUUUAAUUUAAGUGUAAUUGGAUGUAACAUAAGUAUAUGUUGGUACUAUUACGUGUCUGAUAUAAUUUGUAAAUAACUCGGUAUUAUUUUAUUAUGUAUUACUAAAACAUAUAUAACUUUGUAUCACGGAAGCUGGAUAUUAAACUUUUUAAUUAAGAUAGUAUAUAAGUGUAACGUGACUAGUUUUGUUUAAUUACUAGAUGAAUAUAAUUAAGAAAGCUAGUCCAAAUGUUUCGAUGUGAUGGAAUGUAUGCCAUGUAGUUAGAAGUUAAUGCCUGCCUUGAUUAUUGUUAGAUAUAUUAUAGUUAUAGUAUAAGUGACGGCUUGACGUAUUUUGUUUUUUUUGCGGCAUUAUUUUUGUAGGAGCUGAUAUCGUGAGACAUUACCAAAAAGAAAAUGUUUUUUUUUCUCGAUGUUUUAUAAAGAAAUUUCGCGUAUUUUGUUGUGGGUUUCUAGUCCAUCAAAAUUGUGAAUGUAUAUCAUAGUUUUACUCACGUUGUAUUGGCUAUCAUUUGUUUUAUGAAUAUAUAUAUUUUUUUCAUUUAAUAAAAAUUAAGAAUAAUAAUUGAUUAAUUAAACACGAAAGAGUUAUCUUGUUUUUUAGUACUUGUGUAUAUUUCUAACAGUAGGAAAGUAACCUAUGGCUUGCGAAUAACAUAACUAAUA
Molecule: messenger RNA, 4784 nt
Organism: Papilio xuthus (Asian swallowtail)
Lineage: Eukaryota; Metazoa; Arthropoda; Insecta; Lepidoptera; Papilionidae
Gene: sog
Product: chordin short gastrulation
Exons: 16
Coding region: 194-2989 (931 amino acids)
Biological process (GO): multicellular organism development; negative regulation of BMP signaling pathway; dorsal/ventral pattern formation
Molecular function (GO): BMP binding
Source: RefSeq, a predicted model, not a curated record